Lineus longissimus is the source of this 4072-nucleotide messenger RNA. Its product is annotated as intraflagellar transport protein 122 homolog. Lineage: Eukaryota; Metazoa; Nemertea; Pilidiophora; Heteronemertea; Lineidae. Gene Ontology annotation, molecular function: protein binding. The transcript has 28 exons. Gene Ontology annotation, biological process: non-motile cilium assembly; intraciliary retrograde transport; protein localization to cilium. The record is from RefSeq and is a predicted model, not a curated record. Bases 21 to 3614 code for a protein of 1197 amino acids. Gene Ontology annotation, cellular component: non-motile cilium; intraciliary transport particle A.
UUGCGAAUUCCAAACAAAAAAUGAGAGCUGUGCCGACUUGGGUUGAUAAAGUCCAAGAUAGGGACAAAGUAGAGCAGUGCAUUUGGGACUUGUGCUUUCGACCUGAUGGAAGCCAGCUGAUAGUUGCCGCUGGCAACAGAGUAUUGGUUUAUGACACAAAUGAUGGCACCCUCAUCCAGCCUCUCAAGGGUCAUAAAGAUACAGUCUACUGCGUGACAUAUGCUAAAGAUGGAAAGAGAUUUGCCUCGGGAUCAGCUGAUAAGAGUGUCAUCAUUUGGACAAGCAAAUUAGAAGGCAUUUUGAAAUACACACAUAAUGAUGCAAUUCAGUGUUUAGCCUACAAUCCUACCACUGCUGCUCUAGCAAGUUGUGCUUGUACAGAUUUUGGUCUGUGGUCAGCCGAGCAGAAAUCCGUCUCAAAACACAAAACUCCAGCGAGAGUGACAGCAUGUAGCUGGACCAAUGAUGGCCAGUACUUAGCCCUAGGUUUGUUCAACGGAGUUGUUAGCAUCAGGAGCAAGACCGGUGAAGAGAAAGUCAAAAUCGAACGACCCGGUGGUGCACUUUCUCCUAUAUGGUCAUUAGAAUGGAAUCCAUCCAGAAACCAAGGAAAAUUUCCGAUGGGGGAGGAAGCAUAUGAUGUUCUUGCUGUUGCUGACUGGGGACAAAAGCUGAGCUUCUAUCAACUCUCAGGCAAACAAAUUGGCAAGGACAGACCUCUUGGCUAUGACCCGUGUCGUGUCAGUUGGUUCUCUAAAGGAGAAUAUGUGGUGGUUGGAGGAUCUGAUAAGAAGUGUAACCUGCACACAAAGGAGGGAGUCAAGCUUGGCACAAUCGGUGAACAGAACUCAUGGGUCUGGACGUGUAAAGUCAAGCCGGAUUCAAAUUAUGUGGCUGUUGGAUGUCAAGACGGAACUAUCGCCUACUACCAGCUGAUCUUCAGUACCGUCCAUGGCUUGUAUAAAGAUCGCUACGCCUUCCGAGACAACAUGACAGAUGUCAUCAUACAACAUCUCAUCACAGAACAAAAAGUCCGUAUCAAGUGCCGAGAUCUCGUCAAAAAGAUUGCCAUAUACAGGCACCGACUUGCAGUUCAACUGCCAGACCGCAUAGUCAUCUAUGAGCUGUACUCGGAGGACUCGGCUGACAUGCAUUACAAGGUCAAAGAGAAGAUCAACAAGAAAUACGAAUGUAAUCUUCUGGUCGUCUGCUCGCAGAAUAUCAUUCUCUGUCAGGAACGUCGUCUGCAGAGUUUGAAUUUCCAGGGUGUUAAGGAGAGAGAGUGGGUGAUGGAGUCUCUUAUUAGGUACAUCAAGGUGAUCGGAGGACCCAGUGGCCGUGAGGGCUUGCUUGUGGGGCUCAAGAAUGGACAGAUCCUGAAGAUCUUCAUCGACAACCCAUUCCCGAUCACACUACUCAAGCAGAAUACAUCCAUCCGCUGUCUCGACAUGAGUUGUGUGAGAGACAAGCUGGCCGUAGUUGACGAACACAACACGUGUCUAGUCUAUGAUCUGGGUACCAAAGAGCUCAUGUUCCAGGAGCCGAAUGCGAACAGUGUUGCUUGGAACACCCACAACGAUGACAUGCUGUGCUUCAGUGGUGGUGGCCUACUGAACAUCAAGGCCAGUGUAUUCCCUGUACAUCAACAGAAACUUCAGGGCUUUGUAGUUGGGUUCACCGGCUCUAAGAUUUUCUGUCUGCAUAUCUACACGAUGUCAUCAGUGGAGGUACCGCAGUCUGCUCCCAUGUACCAGUACCUGGAGAAGAAGAAUUACAAGAAUGCAUAUCAGGUCGCCUGCCUUGGUGUUACAGAUGGUGACUGGGAAGCUCUUGCCCAUGAAGCGUUGGAAGGUCUCAGCCUGGAAGUCGCUAAGAGGGCAUUCGUCCGCAUCAAGGAUCUCCGCUAUCUUGAACUGAUUCACUCAAUUGAGGAUCGCAAGAAGCGUGGUGAGCAGGAAAACAUGGUCUUCCUGGGUGAUGUCUACGCCUACCAGGGCAAGUUCAGUGAAGCUGCUAAGCUCUACAAGAGAUGUGACCAGGAUAGCAAGGCACUCAACAUGUACACUGACCUCAGGAUGUUUGAGUAUGCUAAGGAAUUCAUUGGAUCUGGUGACCCCCAUGACAAGAAGAUGCUGAUCACCAAGCAGGCCGACUGGGCCAAGAACAUCAAUGAACCAAAAGCUGCUGCUGAGAUGUACAUUUCUGCCGGCGAAUACAUCAAGGCUAUUGACAUCAUUGGUGACCAUGGUUGGUCUGAAAUGUUGAUCGAUGUUGCUAGAAAAUUAGACAAGGCUGACCGCGAGGCACUGAACAAAUCCGCACUACACCUGAAGAAAAUGGGACAAUAUGCCUAUGCCGCUGAAUGCUAUGCCAAGAUGGGUGACUCAAAGGCUCUCUUGGUGUUACAUGUUGAAGCAAGGCAUUGGGAUGAAGCCUUCCACCUUGCAGAGAAACAUCCAGAAUUUAGGAAUGACGUCUACGUCCCUUAUGCUCAGUGGCUGGCAGAGAAUGAUAGGUUUGAGGAAGCACAACAAGCCUUCCACAAGGCCGGUAUGCAAGAUGAAGCAGUGAAGGUGUUGGAACAGUUGACCCACAAUGCUGUGUGGGAGAGUCGCUUCAAUGAUGCUGGGUAUUACUUCUGGAAGUUAUCCAUGCAGUGUUUGGAGCUUGCAACAGAAAAAGUUGAAAAGAAGGCUGAGAUGUUGGAGAAAUUCCACGACUACCAACGAAGAGCUGAGAUGUACUAUGUGUACCAUUCUAUACAGAGAUACACUGAUGAACCAUUCACAUCUCAUCUUCCAGAAGCUUUGUUCAACAUGUCAAGAUAUCUUCUCCAUGCAAUGAUCAAAGACACACCACACGGAAUAUCUAAAGUUGGAACAUUAUAUGCCCUUGCCAAGCAGAGUAAGAAUCUCGGCGCAUACAAGUUGGCCCGGUAUGCGUUUGAGAAGCUUCAGGCGCUGAGGAUCCCACCCAGAUUCCAGGAUACGAUUGACCUUGGCAGUAUCACUAUCAGAUCAAAACCGUUCCACGAUGCAGAGGAAAUGCUUCCAAUGUGUUACCGCUGCUCCACAACCAACCCACUUCUCAACAACCAGGGGAACCAGUGCAUCAACUGCAAACAACCAUUCGUCCAUUCGUUUGUCUCGUUUGAGGUUCUCCCGCUGGUGGAAUUCGUCCUCCAAGAGGGUGUCACAGAUGAGGAGGCUGUCCAGUUGAUUGAUUAUGAGGCUCCAAGUAACACCAAGGAAAAGACAGACAACUGGAAGGAAAAUCGUAGAGGAGGCAAUGUCCAGUCUCUUGCGAUGGAUGAGGAGAUGGCUGAUGAAGAUGAUCCUUUCACAGCGAGGCUCAUGACUUUUGAGCAACAAGAUAGGAAUGAGUUUGUCCCAGUCACAGUGAACCGCUCAGUCCUUCAAGCCAUGAACAGGCAGGAUGUGAUAGUCCUCCGAUGGAACAAACCGCUCAGAUUCCAAUACUUCAAAACACUGAUGCCUGAUGUUUCCAUCACAAAGUGUACAUCCUGUAAUAAGCUAUUCCACACUGAUGACUACGAGUUGCUUGUCCUCCAAAAAGGCUACUGCCCAUUCUGCCGGAAACCUCAGGAGGAUUAGAGAAUUCGUACAUUGUGUGCCAAGAGUAUGUUCAUUGUUACAAAUGGAAGACUUUCAAAAGUGAUGUUACUUGAUCUGGCCUUGAUGGAGAGAGGGCGAUGAUUAUAACAAUUCUGUUUUAUACCAAUGAACUGAACAAUACAGCUAUUUGAAAACUUGAAUUUACGAUUGUCAUGUUCUUGUGUAUAGAAAUUCCAUCCAGUUACCAAGUCUUUUACACACAAUGUUUAUCAUGUAUAUAGUAGUUAUAGUUUGUAUCAUAUUUUGUUAUUAUUUAAUUAAUCCGUCCAUUCAUUAGCCUCUGCUUGUAUCCCACUGACACUCUAAAGAUUUUAAAAAAUGGAGAGAAAUGUUGAAAAUGGUAUCUCUAUGCUUGAAAUUCAUACACUGUAAAAUAUGUGUGUGGAUGAAAAUUGUUGUAAAAAAUCGACGCUACUUCUGAAGAGAAAAAAUUGACC